AUGUCCCGUUUGAAACUGAUGAAAGGUACCGCUCUCGCUAGUGAUAUUUAUGAUGGCGCGUUUGAUGUGACGGAUAAUGAGCUGCUUGGCAUCAAAGAAUUGGCACCAGCAGACCUGAAGAAGCGUGUCGCCGAGAAGCUCGCCUACAGUAAAGUGUUUGUUAACAUCGGCCUAACACAUUACGACGAGAUCUACAUGAGUGAGCCAGAUCGCAUGUUGCAAAACUUGAUUGGCCCACCGUUACUCCGUGCUCCAGUUUGA
Aspergillus uvarum CBS 121591 is the source of this 261-nucleotide messenger RNA. RefSeq lists its product as uncharacterized. The record is from RefSeq and is a predicted model, not a curated record. NCBI's taxonomy places the organism in Eukaryota, Fungi, Ascomycota, Eurotiomycetes, Eurotiales, Aspergillaceae. Bases 1 to 261 code for a protein of 86 amino acids. The transcript is spliced from 2 exons.